This is a messenger RNA of Triticum aestivum (bread wheat), 2109 nucleotides long. RefSeq lists its product as uncharacterized. NCBI's taxonomy places the organism in Eukaryota, Viridiplantae, Streptophyta, Magnoliopsida, Poales, Poaceae. The record is from RefSeq and is a predicted model, not a curated record. Gene Ontology annotation, biological process: male meiosis II. Bases 196 to 1854 code for a protein of 552 amino acids. The transcript has 7 exons.
CACCCACCACCGCACCGCGCCGCGCCGCUAGUGGCCUCCACCCCAACAACGGUCAGAUUCCUCACGAAUCCAAAGGGAGACGCAACCAAAAUCCCCCCAAAACCCAAAAGCUCACAGUUCAAACCGAAGCACGCUCCAUUAACAACUCCAUCUACUAAAUCGAAUCCCACAGCCCACCCCCGCAUCUCCGCCUCCAUGGGCUGCUUCCUCGCCUGCUUCGGCGGCGGCGACGGCGACCGCCGGCGCCGGAAGCCGCGGAGGCGCUCGCCGGCAAGGCUCCCGCGACCGGACCAUGUUGCUCUGGCUGGCGAGGCUUCGUCGCUGGCGGAUGUGGCGGUGAAGCAGGUGUCGGCGCCAAUGCCAGAUGCGAGGGCUCUGGCGCCGCCUCCGCCACAGCCGCCGUUGGCCGUGGAGGUUGCCGAGGAGGUGGUCGCUGCCGCGAGCCCCGGAAAGGAGCCGAGGGAGUUGAGCGAGCAGAAAACUGUGACAUCGCCAACGCCGACAGCGGAUGUCGUGGAGGAGGUGGUCACUGCCACGAGCCCUGGAAGAGAGCUGAGGCAGUUGAGUGAGCACAAGGAAGCGCCUGCGCGCUCUUUACUGCUGGAGAAGGUAGUCACACCACCACUCCCCGGAAGAGAGCUGAGGCAGUUGAGUGAGCACAAGGAAUCACCUGGACGCUCCUUGCUGCAGGAGAAGGUACUCACACCACCACUCUCCCCAGUGAAAUGUUCACCUGUGGCAGCAGCGGUUGCUUCAACUCCUGAUAUGGAACUCAGGGAGGUGAGUGAAGAGGAUAGCCGCAGUGGUGGCAAGAAGAAAGUGACAUUUGACAUGAAUGUUACAACAUACGAAAAUACAUCGUCACCUGACCAGGAAGAGAUACCCUCGGAGCUUGUUAAGUGGAUGGAAGAUGAAGAGGAAGAACACAUGCAGAAGACUGUUCUGUUCUCAGAGAAUCAUCGGUACGGGAAUUGCACAGACAGCGAUGAUGACAAUGGAGAUGAGUAUGGUGAGGAUGACAACUAUGGUGAUGAUAGUGAUGCAGAGGAGGAUUUCGUGGACUGCAAGAUUGACUUGCUGGAUGAGGAGGAAAUAAGAACUGAAGAGAACCCAGAGGAGUCUCAGGAGUCUCUGUUCUCACUGCCAAUGUCUAAUUAUACGCAGGAUGACCAAGAUGUCAGCAGCCCUGUGCCCAAGAGCAGUGUUACCCCUGCACAGGAAGAAAGCCCUCAAAUCCAGGUGAACAAUCACCGUGAUAGAAGCCAGUACGUCCGUCCUGUUUUGAACCCAGUUCAGAAUCGAGAACAGUGGAAGGAAGUUAAGGCCCAAGCAGGACCAGUUAAGAAGUUGUACAAGGAGAAUGUAAACUCGGUGCCAAAUGUAGGUGCAACCCUUGCUUGUAAGGUUGCAAAUCAGACGAAGAUGGGUCCUAGCAACUCUAGCAAGGGGGAAGUUUCUGUGGAUGCAAGCCUCUCUACAUGGUUAAUUUCUUCAGACAACUCAACAGUUGAUAAGGCGCAAAGUAAAUCCCCCCAUUCAGUUUCCUCUGUAUGCAGACAAGAAAGGCCUGUCCUGGGUGCUUUGACUGUUGAUGACCUUAAGCAAUCGUCAGCUACAUCAUCUCCACGAAGGUCUCCAAGCCAUAACCGUGAAGAGGUGCCGAUCUUGAGUACGGUGGGAAGUUACUGGAGUAGCACAAAGCAGGGUAAUGAGUACUGUUCUUCUAGGUCUGAUUCAGGAACUAAUGGCAUCCCCAAUUCAACAAGCAAAUACAGAGAGGACAGAAGGGUGAACUGGCACUCGACUCCCUUUAAUGUGAGGCUGGAUAAAGCUAUGAAGAAAUCUUCUGCAUGAGUUGCUGGCACUGCUGCUAAAGAUCUUUAUUAUUGUUAAAAAUGCAUUAAGUUGUAUAAAGAAUAUCCCACUUUGUGUAGCAAAAAAGUCCGUAGAUUUAGAGCUGAAUCCAGUUUGAAUUUUAUGUAUAUUGGAGGAGAGAUGUGUGUUCCCUUCUUGUGCCGGAUAUAGAAGUGCCACAGAAUUGGCUUGUUUGCAUGACUGCCUGUGUGCAUUGCAAAUUGUGAGUAAGAAAAAAUGGUUAUUGGUUGCUCA